CCCCACCGGCGCCGAGCCGCGCAGCCGGCGCCACGCAGCUCCUGCGAGCUGAGCGGACUGCGAGCCCCAACUUCCCUCGCCGAGCUUGGAGGCCGGGUCCACUCUGCGUCCCCCUCCCCCUUUCCAAGAAACUUAUCCGGGAGGCUCGGGCAUCGCAGUGCCCGCACCUGGAGCGACAUCUCGGCAUGGUUCUCCUGUCACUCUGGUGGGUCGUGACCGCGCUGGCGGAGGUCCGGAUCUCCGCGGACGCACGGGCUGGUAAUGAAGAAAUGGUGCAAAUAGAUUUACCAGUGAGGAGGCACAGGGAAUAUGAGUUAGUAACUCCAGUCAGCACAAGUCUAGAAGGACGUUAUCUCUCCCACAUGCUGUCUGCAAGUCACAAAAAGAGGUCACCAAGAGACGUGUCUUCCAACCCUGAGCAACUGUUCUUUAACAUCACUGCAUUUGGAAGAGGUUUUCAUUUGCGCCUAAAGCCCAAUACUCAACUAGUAGCUCCUGGGGCUGUUGUGGAAUGGUAUGAAACCUCUCCAGUGCCUGGGAAUAUAACCAACCCUGUGAAUGACCAUCAACCUGGAAGUGCUUCAGAAGGAGUCUGGAGAACAGAGCCUUUGCAGAGCAACUGUGCUUAUGUCGGUGACAUUGUGGACGUUCCAGGGACCUCUGUUGCCAUUAGCAACUGUGAUGGUCUGGUAAGACUCAUUCCCUUUGAGUGUGCAUGUAUAUGGGUGUGUGUGCACACACAUGUUGGGGUGCAAUGUGUCUUUGGCAUGGUUUGGAAGAUAGAAGUGUGAAGGAAGCUCCUAAUUCACUGUUAGAUUUUAAGUUCAGAGAAAAGCAUUAGGAAGUACUUUACUGUCAAAGGUGUAUGCAUUGACUUAAUCUAAGAUGUGAAGACAGCAUUAUCCAAGAAACAACAGACAACUAUCCUAGCAUGUUUUUCGUUUUUCCUUGUGGUAUAUUGGGAGAUUUUGUUGCCUUAUUUUUUUAAAACUUCCUGAAAACUGUCUAAAGAAACAUAGAUUCCACUAGAAGGACUGUAUUUCACUUUCUAUGUGGAAACUUUGGGUAUCGUCAUAAAGUAUUUGGAAAGCAUUCUUUAGCUUUCUAACAGAAUGAUUAAGUAGAAAAUGAGCAGAUUUCUUGUCAGAAUUUGCCCAAACAGCAUGACAUUUUGAACAUGAGAUGUACCUUGGUGUGAUAGCUUUGAUUUUUCUCAAAUAAAAUGCUAAUAAAUUGCAUUUUGGUUUUGGAGCUGAGGCCAACAAUAGCCACUCCUCCUUUCUGAUUGUGCAGGUGUCAUGUGUUUUUAUGGUUUUGUGUCUCUGGUGUCUCUUGGGAAUCAUGUCAGUGUUCAUGCAUCUUCCAUGCACAGCUAACUCCAGGUCUCCAUUCAGAAAAAGCAACUGGCUUUUUCCUGUGGUUUUCAGGUUGCUGUUUCUUGGGAAUUCAGAGCUGUUACUAUUACAGAGCUGCUGCUCCUUGGAGUUCUCAGAGUAUCCCAUUCUUUGUAAUAAUUACCCUGUUUUGGUUGCUCUUUGACUAUAAGUACCUUCAAUAUUUUGCUUUUAUCUUCUAGGCAUACUGUUAGCAGUACAGGUACAGCCCAGUUGAGAUCUGAUACCAUGUGUUUUACCAGAUGCUGAUGAAUGAAUUGUGUUUUAGGCUCUAGUUUCCCAGGCUUGCACUAACUCUUAAUACCCUGCACUUUUUAAACUUGGUGCAGGAAACUGUAUAACAUGUGUGCAACAGGUACAGGUCUCUUAACUCGGCUGUGUUAGUGUAGAAUCUGCACCCUUACACUGGGUGGUAGACCUUCUUCUGGGACUGAAGACAUAGGGAAUCACUCACAUUCUUGUCGUUCUAUAUAAAAGAUCGAGUAGACUUGAAUUAGUUUGUUUUUGAAUUAAAAAAUCAGGACUUUUAGAAAAGAAGACUGAAUGAGUUUGGAUUCAAGUGUUGUUGGAGAGGGGCUUUGACUCAGUGCUACAAUACGAAAGGAAACUCUACUCAAUGGUAUUGUUUUAUAACACUUGAGUAACAUCUUAUAGAAUUAAUCUUAAAUCGAGUGUUAGUUUUUAAUUUCACAGUAUAAAAGUUAUAUACUAUUUCAGUUAAGAUUUGAAACUUUGGGAUAUUGGCUUGAAAAUAGUUUAAGGAAGGAAAAUUGUAAAGAAAUCAUUUUAAUGCAUUAUCACAGUAAUAUUUAAAUCUAGCUUAAUAAUCAUGGUUUUUCUUACCAUAUGUGUCAAAUUAUCUAGUCAGAGAUACAGAAAUCUAGAGAAAUAAGUUUUUAUGAGGAAAAGGGAAAUAGAUUUAAAGUGUGAAGGAAAGUUAUUAGAAUUGUUCAAUUUUUCAUGUUUAAGAUAUAGCAUUAACUAUUGAUGUCAUGUAUGAGUCAGCAUAAUAUAAGUGUGUAUGUGUAUAAAAGUUGUGCGCUGUAAGUGUUCAUUGUUUCAUUCUUUGGUCCAUUAACUAAUUAUUUUAAAAACAUUGGUAGGAAGCCAAUUAUGGGUCUAGCACUAUUCCAGGCACAGUAAAAUGAUGAAAAAAAUAAUCAUGGUUACAUCCUUUGGAGCUUAAAGAUAAUAAGUUAGUCAUAGAAUUUAAGUGUCAAAAAUCUGGCAAAAAUUUACUUCACAUAUAUAUAUUUAAAUAUAUGUAUACUUGAAAAUGUAUAUGAAGCAUAUUUGUCUUAGAUCAUCAUUAAGGGAAGUAUCUUCUGCAGAGAUUUUAUGAAUGAGACAGUUUGUAAGCAGAGAGAGACCCAGACCUUGGGCUUGAUCCAGAAAGACCAGGUUUGGCUCAGCAGGCAGUGCUCCAUGCUCAGAUGGAAGCCUUUUCUAGAGUUUCCAGCUCCUUCCAGCUGGGUGCCUGGAAGAAGAGAGCAGUUGGUGACAGAAACACAAGCAGGGCUCUGGAGAGCAGGUAAGGAGAGUUGAGGGGCCUUGAUCAGAGCCGUGGGUGGUCAGUCCACUGUAGAAUGGAGCAAUAGAGGCUUAGUGUGGGAUGUCCUACUUGUGUGCUGUGGAACAGUGGCUCAUGGGAGGAGCCACAGGUCCUGCUCACAAAGUCUUAUCGGUUCACAGCAAGGCCCUCUCCAUGAGCAAAAUCCUUACCUUUUUUUCUCUUAUGCUGCCUCAUCAGGUGCGAUGUGAAUUUGAAAUGUGGCAAACAUGAGACAGAAUUAAUUUGUAUUACACAGAAUGGAUUUUGUGUAAUUAAAAAGCCGCACAGUUCCUCAAAGUGUGUAUCAUAGAGUCAGGUUUGUGUUUAGAUACAGUGUAACUGAAUUAAAUUUUUUAUAGUAAUUUAUUACUUUAUAUAUGAUGAACCUAAUAAAUUUUAAAGUGA
Molecule: messenger RNA, 3351 nt
Organism: Heterocephalus glaber (naked mole-rat)
Lineage: Eukaryota; Metazoa; Chordata; Mammalia; Rodentia; Bathyergidae
Source: RefSeq, a predicted model, not a curated record